Messenger RNA from Xylona heveae TC161, 993 nucleotides. RefSeq names its product mitochondrial carrier. Gene Ontology annotation, cellular component: mitochondrial inner membrane. NCBI's taxonomy places the organism in Eukaryota, Fungi, Ascomycota, Xylonomycetes, Xylonales, Xylonaceae. Gene Ontology annotation, molecular function: phosphate transmembrane transporter activity. The transcript has 4 exons. Bases 1 to 993 code for a protein of 330 amino acids. The record is from RefSeq and is a predicted model, not a curated record. Gene Ontology annotation, biological process: mitochondrial phosphate ion transmembrane transport.
AUGGCACGCUACGUCGGCUUUGCCGCACCUCCUGCUUCUACUGGCUCCGUCAAGCUGGACGCCGCUGUUCAGAAAGCCACUGCUCAGACGCCUGAAAAGCUGAGCGGUCUUGCUCUUUACUCUCGCUUUGCCUUCGCUGGUGCCGUCUGCUGUUCAAUCACUCACGGUGCCUUGACUCCUGUCGAUGUCGUCAAGACCCGUAUUCAACUUGACCCGGUCACUUACAACCGCGGUUUGAUUGGCAGCUUCCGCCAGGUCGUCGCCAACGAGGGUGCUGGUGCUCUUCUGACUGGUUUUGGCCCUACUGCUGCCGGUUACUUCUUGCAGGGCGCCUUCAAGUUUGGUGGCUAUGAGUUCUUCAAGCAACAGGCCAUCAACACUGUAGGCUAUGAGAAUGCUUCGAACAACCGCACUGCUGUCUACCUUGCUUCGGCUGCCGCCGCUGAAUUCUUCGCUGACAUCGCUCUGUGCCCCUUGGAGGCCACCCGUAUCCGUCUUGUGUCUGAGCCCACUUUCGCCUCAGGUCUUAUGAGUGGAUUCAGCAAGAUCGCUAAGACUGAGGGUUUCGGCGCCUUCUACUCUGGUUUUGGCCCCAUCUUGUUCAAGCAGGUCCCGUACACCAUGGCCAAGUUCGUCGUCUUCGAGAAGGUCGUUGAGGCUGUCUACAAGAAGAUUGACAAGUCCACUCUUUCCAAUGGUUCCCAGACCGUGGUUAACCUUGGCUCCGGUCUUGUUGCUGGUUUCGCUGCUGCCAUUAUCUCUCAGCCCGCUGAUACCAUGUUGAGCAAGAUCAACAAGACCAAGGGUCUUCCUGGUGAGGGCACUACCUCGCGUUUGAUCAAGAUCGCCAAGGAGCUUGGCCUCCGUGGAAGCUAUGCUGGUAUUGGUGCUCGUCUCUUUAUGGUUGGUACUCUGACUGCUGGUCAAUUCGCCAUCUACGGUGAUAUCAAGAAGGCCUUGGGUGCCACCGGCGGUGUUGAGAUCGCCAAAUAA